GUGAGUUCGAUUCGAGAGGAUCAAUUCAGCCCAGGGUGUCCCGCCGCCAGUUUUGUCGUCCAGUUGAAUUAGUUGACAAAAGUUUUCAUCUACUACUAAUCAGUGUGAAACAACAACGAUACACAAUGGCAUACCGAUUCGUUUUCAUCUCACUCGCCAUGGCUGCGCUGUGCGCGGUUCCCGUUCUGUCCUUUUCGGCUGGCGCACCAGCCGAUGCUUGCGGUGACAUGAUUCCUCAGCACCACACCGACCCGCAGUCAUCAGCAGCGCCGUACAAAAUUCUUCUGGAAAAGAAACAAAUCAAAUCCGGCGAAGCGGUCACCGUCACCGUGCAAGGAAACAGCGCCAAAGACACGAUCAAGGGAUUGCUCUGCCAGGCUCGCGUUGGCGAAACGCCAGUUGGCUCGUUCGAUGUCGCUCCGGACAACAAAUAUAUUCAGACUCUAAACUGCGGCAAAUCGAAUAAGUCGGCUGUUACUCACAAGAAAAUCGCCACCCCGCCGAAGAGCAUCUCCUUCAAUUGGGUAGCCCCGAAAGGACUCAGCGAGAAUGUCCGGAUGACCUGUACCAUUGCCCUGAACGGUGGUGUUUUCUGGGUCAAGGAGCAGUCGUCCGCCCUUAAGGUCAACUAAGUUCAAUUAGAGAUGACACACUCGUUCGAUAGGAUUAGAUACAAGAACUUUAUGUUUGAAUUUUACGAUGCUUGGCAUUGAUUGCAAGUUACCAGUCCACAGAAGGUGCUGUUCGAAACAGACAGAUUGUAUUUAGACUAUGUUUAUUAUUUGCGAAAGCAUUUUAAAUUUGUCCAGACAGUUUUCUAAAAGAAAUGUUAAUUACUGCAUGACAAUAAAGAUUGAUUCAUAUGUAUACAA
Messenger RNA from Sabethes cyaneus, 872 nucleotides. RefSeq names its product putative defense protein Hdd11 (gene l(2)34Fc). The record is from RefSeq and is a predicted model, not a curated record. Lineage: Eukaryota; Metazoa; Arthropoda; Insecta; Diptera; Culicidae. Bases 126 to 632 code for a protein of 168 amino acids. The transcript is spliced from 3 exons. Gene Ontology annotation, molecular function: oxidoreductase activity, acting on metal ions.